Pelobates fuscus (common spadefoot toad) is the source of this 4569-nucleotide messenger RNA. RefSeq names its product tyrosine kinase with immunoglobulin like and EGF like domains 1 (gene TIE1). Gene Ontology annotation, cellular component: signaling receptor complex; plasma membrane. Gene Ontology annotation, biological process: positive regulation of kinase activity; protein phosphorylation; multicellular organism development. The record is from RefSeq and is a predicted model, not a curated record. Gene Ontology annotation, molecular function: ATP binding; protein binding; transmembrane receptor protein tyrosine kinase activity. The transcript is spliced from 23 exons. The coding region runs from base 457 to 3843 and encodes 1128 amino acids. NCBI's taxonomy places the organism in Eukaryota, Metazoa, Chordata, Amphibia, Anura, Pelobatidae.
UCUGGGGAACUAAGAGGUGGCAAACGUGAGAACAGCAGAAAGACAAAAACAGAAAAAUAAAACAGGAGAGAGCGGACCUUUUAGCAAACAUGGAAACAGCCCAAAAAACUGGAUACCAGCAUGAGCCAGCAAGGAUGUAAAUAAAGGAAAAAUAACCAGAAAACUGACCCUUUCUGGAAACAUACUCCAUGCCCCAUGGCUUUAUAGAAAACAUCUGACACCGAGACGUUUAAUACGGCUCUAAAGAAAACAUCUGACACCGAGGCUUUUCAUUUCUACUACAGCAGGCUGGAACCUUUUAUUGCCUAUAAAGAGGAGAUAACAUUGGAUUUCUUUUUAUUCUUAUUUAAUGUAAUUCUUCAAAGUUAAUCCUGUGGAUGAUGUGAAUUUCUCCGGGAGACAGUACAUUUUGGACACGUUGACCAGACUGGAAAUUUCUGCCUGUGAUUGGAUACAAUGCAUUCACCUUUACCCAUAUUAUUCCUCAUCUCGUUACAGUCAGCCAGAAUAGGAGCCGUUCUUGAUGUCACCAUGGUGUCUACUUUCCCGAAGCAUCGUAUUUCUGACUUUGUCAUGCGAUGCGUGACAGGCGAACGAGACAUGAAAGCCUCGGAUCUGCUGAUAGAACGCGAUAAUACCAUUGUGCGCAUCCCAGUGGUGACGCCGUUCUCUACAAGCUCACAGGGGAAUGAGGUGCAAGCUCACAAAUUCUCCCCCAGCGAGCUUGUGGGAGUUUUCUACUGCACCGGGAAGGGGCCCACGGAACACACAAAAAUUCUCUAUGUUUACAACAGUCCAACCGCGGAAUUACAUCCAGUUAAAACCACGGUGACAGUGAGCGUGAAUCAGAAUGUGCAGCUGGAAGCCAGGAUAAAAAAACCAAGACAUAACGAUAUCUUGUGGAAGUACAACGGAACCUUCAUUCAGACAACUUACAAGGUGGAUGUGACUGAUGGGAUUGCCCGCUUGUUGUUACAAACAGUUCAGUUGAACCAGUCUGGAGUGUACAGUGCUGGGUUCAUCGGGGCCAGCCCUCUCCUCAAUGCCUUCUUCAGGCUGAUCGUCCGAGGGUGUCCAGAGAAUAAAUGGGGCCACCUGUGUCAGAAGGAUUGCCUUGAUUGUUUGAAUGGUGGAAUUUGUCAUGAUAACAGCGGGGAGUGUGUCUGUGCCCCAGGAUUCAUGGGUACUCGCUGUGAGAAAGCCUGCCGGGAAGGGACCUUUGGAAGAAAUUGCCAAGAGACUUGUAAGAAAGAAAAUGGAUGUAAAGGGUAUAUCUUCUGCCUUCCUGACCCAUAUGGCUGUUCUUGUGCCAGUGGCUGGACGGGAUCAGAUUGCCAAACAGCUUGCUCUGAGGGCUAUUAUGGGGCAAACUGUGCCCUGAAGUGUGAGUGUGAAAGUGGCGGAUCCUGUAACCGGUUUAGCGGCUGUGUGUGUCCGUCCGGUUGGCAUGGGAAGAACUGUGAGAAAUCAGACAGGGAACCCCAAAUCACAGGCCUGCCAUCUGAGAUUGAGUUCAAUGUGAAUUCCUCGGCCACUUUGACUUGCAGCGCGUCCGGUAACCCUCAGCCAGUCCGGGAGAGCAUUGUGUUACGAAGGCCGGAUGGGUCUGUGCUGGCUGCUAGUAAAGCGGUGUUAGAACGAGAGCGCAGCACCUGUGAGUUCAUCGUACCGUCACUGAACUUGGUGGACAAUGGCUUCUGGGAGUGUCACGUGUCCACCAGUGGGGGGCAGGACAGUCGCAAGUUUCAAGUUUAUGUUAAAGUGCCGCCGGUACCCAUAGAUCCCCCACAAGUGCUGGACAGAGGCAGCCAGAGGGUGCAACUUGCCCCGUUCAAGCAAUUUAUGGGUGAUGGACCAAUAACAUCUGUUAAACUUCUCUACAAACCCAGGGAUGGUUUAUCACAUUGGUCAUCCAUUGUAGUGGACCACAAAGAGAACAUUACUCUGGUAAACCUGAAGCCAACCACGGUGUAUCUGGUGCAAGCCCAGCUAAGCAGGCCUGGAUCGGGCGGGGAAGGGUCGUUGGGGCCCCUGGCUACCGUAGAGACAGAUUGCCAAGAACCGAUGGUGAAGCCGGUCAUCAAGGGCUAUUCUGUGGAGGACAGAAACACAUUGUAUAUUAAUUGGCACUUGUCACCUGCUCGCGUCAUUGGCAGUGGAUUCUUGCUGAGGGUAUACGAUCCCGAUAACAACCUAAUACGGCAGGAGAACAUCACCACAAUGUACGUCAUGUCUUCUCGGAUCUAUGGUCUCAGCUCCAAUAAGGAUUAUGUCUUCAGGGUCCUGAUAUACCACUGCACGAGCCUUGGGCCCAUGUCCGAUCCAUUCAGGAUCACCGUCAACAGCAAGGGUCCAUCACCUCCAAAGGAUGUCCGUGCAGAACCCGUUUCCAGGGACAGCGUAAGACUGACCUGGUUGCCCCCCGAUGACCCAAACGGAGGGAUCAUUAAGUACACAGUUGAGAGCCGCAGAAUAGGAGUGUCUGAUGCACAGCAGUGGGCAGACAUAGAGAGCAACAACCAAACGUGGUACGUGAUUAGUGGCCUAAACGUCAGCACCGAGUACCAGUUCCGUGUGCGAGCAAACUCCAGGGUACCAGGGGAAUGGAGCCAACACGUGACAACAUCUACUUACAGCGAGGAACUUCCAAAUAUGAACCCAAGUAUGGAGAUUCGGAAUCCGCAAUCCCCGGGAUUGGAUCGCCAGUUAAUCCUGGCCAUCAUUGGCUCAGUGUCUGUCACCUGUUUCACCAUCAUUCUCGCCUUGCUCGCUCUGUUCUGCAUAAAAAAGAAUUUAUUUCAUCGCAAACGAAUGUUCACCUACCAGUCUGGCUCUGGCGAGGAGACCAUUUUACAGUUCAGCUCCGGGACUUUGACCCUUUCUCGGCGCUCAAGACCCCAGACGGAGCCCUUCUCGUACCCCAUUUUGGAAUGGGCGGACAUUAAAUUUGAGGAUGUAAUCGGAGAAGGGAAUUUCGGGCAAGUCAUCAAAGCCAUAAUAAAAAAGGAUGGCGUCAGGAUGAAUGCAGCCAUCAAAAUGCUGAAAGAAUUUGCCUCUGAGAACGACCAUCGGGAUUUUGCCGGGGAGCUGGAGGUGUUAUGUAAACUUGGUCACCAUCCGAAUAUCAUUAACCUGCUGGGUGCCUGUGAGAAUCGAGGAUACCUGUAUAUUGCCAUCGAGUUCGCCCCCUUUGGCAAUCUACUCGAUUUCUUACGGAAAAGUCGAGUCCUCGAAACAGAUCCCGUGUUUGCCAAAGAACAUGGAACGGCCUCUACGCUGACAUCACAGCAACUACUGCAGUUUGCGUCGGACGUGGCAAAAGGAAUGCAGUAUCUUAGCGAGAAACAGUUCAUCCACAGGGAUUUGGCUGCCAGGAACAUUCUUGUUGGGGAGAAUUUGGAAGCCAAGAUUGCAGACUUCGGUCUUUCCCGAGGGGAGGAAGUUUAUGUGAAGAAAACCAUGGGCCGCCUCCCGGUGCGCUGGAUGGCCAUCGAGUCGUUAAACUACAGUGUUUAUACUACAAAGAGCGACGUCUGGUCCUUUGGGGUCCUACUUUGGGAGAUCGUAAGUUUGGGUGGUACUCCGUACUGUGGGAUGACUUGCGCAGAGCUAUAUGAGAAGUUGCCACAGGGAUACAGAAUGGAAAAACCACGGAAUUGUGAUGAUGAGGUGUAUGAUCUGAUGAGGCAGUGCUGGAGAGACCGGCCAUAUGAGAGACCACCCUUUACCCAGAUAUCCCUGCACCUUGUCCGCAUGUUGGAGGCCAGAAAGGCAUACGUGAACAUGGCACUAUUUGAGAACUUUACCUACGCAGGAAUCGACGCCACAGCGGAGGAGGCUUGAAAGAGCCGUGACUAUACUCAGAUCUUAAUACACUGGUUACUCAAUGAGUGUGACAUAGACUGCGCUAUACGGCAAAGCCAAUGGCAGGACCACUCAGUGACUUCCACUGAGAGACUCUAGUAUUCCGGUCAUGUUCUCUGAUCACUAGUCCAUCAUGUGGACAUUUCAAACUUUGUUUAUACAUUUGUUUCUAUAAAAAGUGUGUGUCUGUAUGUGUGUGAUAAGAACAUGUGGCCGGCUUCCUAUUGUACAGCUGAACACUGCCAUCUACUCCAGACGUUUUAUGUUUUUACAUGUUGGAUACAGCACGGAAGGCACAGGAACCCCAAUCCCAAGCAGGAUGAACCUCAAAUAACUAGUCAUACGAUUGGAUAUUGAAUAUCAAGGUUCUGGAGUCUAUGUAAAUAAUUAAAGAAUGCUGGGUAAGGAGUUAUAACUGCUAAGGAGCUCUUUGUUUCUAUACCUUGUCUAUCCUUCCUGCCGCCACCUCAAGGUGUGUAUGGAGAUGAUGUGGGGGGAUAACCCUGAUGUAGCAGAGACAUUUAAAAAAACACCCUCACUGCUGGCUUUCAAGGGCCAGCGGCUAUUAAAUAAUAUGCAAAUCUCAGAAGGUUUAUUUGCAAUAAACUCUAAUUUGCUUGUUUGUUUAUUUGUUUUGAUUUGUUUAUGGUUUCUUUGUUUUGAUGGAAUAUUGUGGAAUAAUUAUAAAAUGUUCAUAUAUCUGUA